AUGCAACAUAUCAGUCCGUUGUGUCCCUUCUGUCAAAGCUCUCCUGAGACCACUCAGCAUUUGUUUAUGGACUGCCAGUUUGCUAAGGAUGUGUGGGCUCUCUCUAGUGAUCUCAUGCCCUUUCCCUCGCAGAUUGGUGAUCUGUACAAUUGGCUUUUGUCGCUGAGCGCCACGUCCACAAAGUCUGAUUUGGACCCCCUUUCCAAAGCUCUCCUUAUCUCCUGUGUUGGUCUGGACUUUUGGAGGCUUAACUCGACAAACAGAUCUGGUUCAAUUGAUUCUAUGAUUAUUAAGUGGCAUCGUCCUCCCACCGGCUGGAUUAAGGUCAAUUUUGACGGGUCUCUCAUGAAUUCUCAUGCUUCCACAAGUUUUAUCAUUCGGGAUUGUGAGGGGCAUGUCCUCGUUGCGGGCUCUAACAAUAUUGGAGAAAAUUCCAUUAAUGUUGUUGAAUGUAUUGCUCUUUGUGAUGGUCUUGCUGCUGCUCUUGAUAGAGGAUGGGAUCAAAUUGUGAUUGAAGGGGAUUCUAAGCUAGUCAUUGACAGUAUCCUGGCUAAAGCUAACCCCCCUUGGUGUAUCCAACAGAUUAUUCAAGAUAUUUGGGCCCUGUCCUCUUCUGUUGCAAGCAUCCGAUUUCAACACAUUUUUAGGGAGGCCAACUUCACGGCGGAUGCGGUUGCAAAAUUAGGUCAUGGUCUUUCUAAUCAAGUUUUGUGGGAGCAUAGGCUUCCGUUAUCUGUUAGGACCCCCUUUUAUUUUGACCUCUUUCGGUGCUCUUGCCCGCGAGGCUUUUUCUUGUAA
Molecule: messenger RNA, 798 nt
Organism: Prunus armeniaca (apricot)
Lineage: Eukaryota; Viridiplantae; Streptophyta; Magnoliopsida; Rosales; Rosaceae
Source: the annotation of a GenBank genome assembly